Saccostrea cuccullata (small rock oyster) is the source of this 5121-nucleotide messenger RNA. Its product is annotated as tubulin monoglutamylase TTLL4-like. NCBI's taxonomy places the organism in Eukaryota, Metazoa, Mollusca, Bivalvia, Ostreida, Ostreidae. Gene Ontology annotation, molecular function: tubulin binding; tubulin-glutamic acid ligase activity. Bases 186 to 3806 code for a protein of 1206 amino acids. Gene Ontology annotation, biological process: protein polyglutamylation; microtubule cytoskeleton organization. Gene Ontology annotation, cellular component: cilium. The transcript is spliced from 18 exons. The record is from RefSeq and is a predicted model, not a curated record.
GGUCGGUUUAAUUGGUGGAUACUGGGCGGUAUGUGUUUCCCAUAGUAUCGAGCAUGUGGCUGUCAAGUAUUAACAGGAAUUUAUCAGUCCGGCACGGAUACUGAUGGGUGUCCCAUAGCUAGGUCACGUGAUGGACCAGCAGCACAGCAUAAGUUUAUCUUGACCUUUGACCCUGGACCUCCACAAUGGGGGACACUAAUUUAAGUAACCUGACUGCCAGCUUAGAGGAGCUGUCCCUCAAGAAACAGCUCCCCCUGCGGCAGACAACCCAGAAACCAGUUCUAAAGUACAACCAACAAAUAACCCGACCAAACCAGUACUACAACCAGCAGAAAGUGAUAGCCAUAGGGCCCGAUGGAAACAGUGCCUAUAGCAACCUCAACCAAGCAGCCUUGACCUCUCCUAUGGUCCCAACUCCCUUCAGAGUCAGUCGCCACCCCAAUCCUGCUCCUGUCCCCUUCAACAAAACGGGGGGACAGACUUACAUAUCCCCCAACAAUGUAGGUAAACCGCCCAUUUCCCAGGCUGCCAAACCUCAUGCCAAUCCUUACAACCGCCCACUCAGUGCCAAAGACAUUGUGUCUGAUCUGCUGAACCAGAAUCAUCAAAAAAUGGUGAAAACUUUCGGAUCCACCCCCAAUUCGGGAGUUCCUGCCUCAUCUUCUAUUUUGGGAAGUGCCAGUAGUGCUUCAAGUAGUAACAGUGGGGGGUCCACAUUUCCUGUGAAUUCUUUUAUGAGGCCUCAGAGCGCUGUUAGAAAAGAGACUAAGGUGAUCCAAAAAGAUAUUAUUCCUCCAAAGGAGAUAGGUACACUUCAGAGAGAGGCUCAUAUUGUUCAAAGAGAGGUUUUUGUAGCUCAGAAAGAGGCUCAGAAAGAGAGUUCAAGUUCGAGCAAUUCAACAAAGGAUCAAAAUGUUAAAGUGAGUAAUACUGACAGUGUGAAGAAAGCUGUGAAACAAAACACAGAUGAAAAAGACAGUGAACCUGCAAGGCCCAAGUCUGCAGCCUUGAGUCAAAAAACAGUCACACAACAAGGGGACCAAGUCAUCACACGACAAGGCCAGAACGGGGUCACUGUUAUACAGAAAGUGGCUGCCCCACCAAACUUUGGAACUCAGAUCAACACCAUUAUUUCAAAAGUCACAGAGUCUUCAAAAGUAGAACCUUCACAAGCCAGUUCUGUUUCCAAAAGCACCACCCUGAAGCAUUCCUCCUCCACCUCUUCUCUCCCCAGACCAGGAAUGACCGGUAACAACAACAACACCAAAGAAUCCCCCAGUAAAAUACGCAAUCUGAACUACACCCCCACUAAGCCUUAUGAAGAAGUCAAAGAUCCCAAUCCCACCCCCAAAUCCAUCAAGGAAGAGGAGAAGAAAUCAAAGCAGCAACCAGCCACAUUGGAAACUCCAAUCUCCGAAAAGAAGCCACCGAAACAAGAGACAUGGGCACAACAACUGAAGCAGCCCGUGUCGUCUACUGUGCCCAUUCAGGGCCGUGACGGAACGUCGUAUUAUCGUAAAGGGUCAAAGUCAGAGGUCAUGGUGCAUGAGCAGAGACCUCCCGUUUUGGGAGCUCCGGCAAGAAACCAGAAAAUUCUGGACAAAGUUGAUGUGGAGGAUGAUGCAGAAGAAGACGAAGAAGAAGAGGAGGGAUCCACGCCAGGGGAGAGACAGCCAGGAGAUGGGGAGGCGUCAUUGGACGGUGAUGUAGACGAUGACGACGACGAUGAUGGAAUCGAUAACCUGGACGAUGAUUGUAUCGAAGGAUCCGACGGAGAGUCCGAUGGUUACUCCAUUACCAGCAGUCUGUCACGUCGCUCCUCAUCGUCCCGUUCGCGGGCCAAGUCAGCCAGUACCACACGACCCGUCGUAGCAGCGAGACCCAUCAGCACGCCCAGCGACGACGAAAUACGCCCCAGAACAGUCAGACCGGCCACUGCCAUCCCCGCCAAACCCACGAUUCGACCUCCCCUCACUCAGAGUCUGUUUCCUAACAUUCCUCCCACCAUUAGCUUCGAGACUGAGGGAUUCAAAGUGGAACAACUGCCAUGGGAUUUACGCAAACUCUUAAAAUGGAGGAUGAGUCCAAUUACCCCAAACAUUGUAAAACACACGCUGGCUAGGUCACAUUUCAGAAUCACCAAACGAAACCAUGACUGGUUAGGCUGCUGGGGUAAACAUAUGAAAUCUCAGGGAUUUAAGUCUGUCAGGGAAUACCAAAAGCUCAAUCAUUUUCCGGGUUCGUUCCAAAUCGGCCGUAAGGAUCGGCUCUGGAGAAACCUGUCUAAGCUUCAGGUGCAGAACGGUAAGAAGGAGUUUGGAUUCUUUCCCCAGACCUUUAUUUUACCGUCGGACAUGAAGCUGUUAAAGAGAGCCUGGGAAGAUGGGGGGACAAAACAAAAGUGGAUCGUGAAGCCGCCCGCUUCUGCCCGAGGAAUAGGAAUCAAGGUCAUCAACAAAUGGACACAGAUACCAAGGAAGCGGCCUGUCAUUGUCCAGAAAUAUCUAGGUCGUCCAUACCUCAUCAACGACAGCAAGUUUGACAUGCGUAUCUAUGUAUACGUUAGCAGCUAUGACCCUCUCAGGAUUUAUAUAUUUGAGGAUGGACUCGCAAGAUUUGCUUCCAUGAAGUAUUCCACUGCUAUGAAGAAUGUGAAUAAUAAGUUCAUGCACCUGACAAACUACAGUGUCAAUAAAAAGAAUGCAGAAUAUCAGGCCAAUGGGGACGAAGCAUUGUGUCAAGGUCAUAAAUGGGGUUUGAAGGCUUUGUGGAAUUAUAUGAAGAGACAAGGAAUAAAUACAACUCAAGUCUGGGAAAACAUCAAAGAUCUGGUCAUCAAAACCAUUAUUUGUGCUGAGUCCCCCAUCAAUAGCAUGAUUAAAUCUAACUGCCGCAGCAGGUACUGUGUCCAUGAGUUGUUUGGCUUUGAUGUCCUGUUGGAUGAGAAUCUCAAGCCGUGGAUUUUAGAGGUCAACAUAUCACCAAGUUUACAUUCCAACUCUCAGCUGGAUAUAAACAUCAAGGGACAGAUGAUUCGUGACCUGAUGAAUAUCGCUGGAUUCCGAAUUCCCGACAAAGCCGACGUUCUCCAUAGCAACUCAGUCGCACCUAGUGCUACAGAAUUCAGUUCAUAUAUGCCCCCCAAUGAUAUGUGUAUGGACAAGAGGUUGUUUACCAGUAUUCUGGCCCCAGACGAACGUGCCAAACACGCCUACUACUGCCAAAGACACCAAGAUGAGCAAACGUUGCAGACAAUCUUGGACAUCCUGACCCCGGACGAUGUCCGGAUUCUGACCGAGUGUAUUGACGAGGACAGUAGGAAGGGUUGUUUCCAGCGUGUGUUCCCCACCCCCUCCUCCCACAAGUAUCUCCGCUACAUGGAGGCUCCGCGCUACUACAACCUACUGGUCAGUCAGUGGGUCCAGAGAUUCAACAGGAUGGAACAGAAAGGAAUAGCAGUUUUGGAAGGAUUUUGUGAGGAAGGAAUUCAUUUGCAGAAUCCAACGGAAGACCCAAGUCACCAGUGGUGCCCUCCUAACGGUCUACUGAGUCAUCGAGGGGACACGAGGACACAUAGUGCCCCCAAUAAACACCACCUGGAGAAGGAGAGCAGUCUGAAGCACAGUCAAUCGACGUCUGGCCUGCCUAAAAUGGCCAAAAAGCCUCCCAAGGCACCAAGUCACGGUCAUUCCGGCGCCACCACACGCACGGUCUCACAGUGUAGCUCCGCCUCCUCGUCAAUUACCUCCCUUACCUCACCCACGCCAACACAAACUGUCAACAAAACCGCCGCCUCCUCCAGAUGACUGGCGGUCCGCUUACCUCCCCUGAAAGAACUCUUCAAUGGAAGUAUGCCCAUGUUUAACUCCACCCGAUACCAGAGGCACGUGCUGAAACCGUUAGUUCGACACAGUGCCGAUUCCAGUUUGGAUGCCGUUCGGAGAGCUCAGUUGAAUCGGAAGAAAAAACGAAUUCAACUGAGAACAUCUGAAAAAUUUUUCUAGUCUGGACCAAAAAAUAUGUUUUCAGCAAUGGAGUUGUACAUUUUACCAUGUUUUUCAGAGUCAUUGUUCAUAUGUUCAUUUUACCUCAGCAUUUAAGUUAACAUUUCAUUGUAAAGCCUAAGCAUGUGCCUUAGUCCUUAUGAUUUUUGAAUUUUAUAGAUUUUAAGGGUUGUUGCCAGGGUGUCAUUGGAUUUGCUCAUGACAGCUGUGCUUACAAAGUGCUAUCGAUAUACUCUGUGAUACAGUAAUAAACAUUGCCUAGGAACUUCACGUUAGUUAGCUUUUGUUCUUGGUAAAUGUUUUUUAUUUAAAGGUUGUUUGCUAGGAUCUGUUUUGAAGGUUCUCAAUCAUCUUGCUCAAUUAAGGAAUUGUUUAUGGUGUCUUAGAAUGCAGGGUUUUACAUUCCAACAAUUUGUUAGGACCAAAGUAGAAGGUCUACGUGAUCUUGCUCAAUUGUGAGAUUGUUCAGGGUGUAUUGAUUUGCAGGGUUUUCAAAUUUUUCUAAAUUUAACUCUUUUACAAGUGCCUCAGAAUUUCCAUUUGUACAGGAUUCAGGACAUUUUUUUUGUAAAUCAGUGUGAUUAUACAGCAUGAAAUAUCAGUGAAGAACAAUUUAUUUACUGUAUUGUGUAUACGGAAAUGUGCCAAAUUCAUGUGACCAUCGUUUAAAGGAAGUGAAUUCGGAAAUCCCAUGCAAGAGUUCACAGAGAUCACCACAGCUGCAUGUAUUGUGUUGAAAUAGUGCAUGAUGUGUGUUGUUUUAACCAGUUUCCCCCCAUAGCUGUAGAUGCAGUACCUGCAUCAUAGUUUUCCCAUAAUUUUACCCCCCAAAUCUAAUGAAAAACUUGUAAACGUACAUUAGCAAACAUUUUAAUAAAUUGGAGAUCACGAAAAAAUUAUAAAUAAUUUAAGAGUCAUCCAAAGAACUGAAAAUGAAAGAUGUUGUAUUCUUUGACUUUUAAUUGCGUGCCUUUUCAGUUGUGAGGAAACCUCAGAGAGCGUGACUUUACUGGACUCGGAGUCGACUUCAUCGCUUUCAUUAGACGCCGAUCCAUCAGACGACGACGAGGACGACGUCGAUGACAACGCUUCUAAAUUGUGCAAGAUCACGUCACAC